AGGAAUUCUUAAAAUCUUGCGUCAUUGGAUCUGAGUUUCAUAGUGAAUAAAAUGUCGCUAACGAGCUUGUUACCCGCACCAACACAGGUGGUGUGGGACAGAGAGGAUGAAGCACGGGAACAAAAAUUACGCCAGAGGCCUGUGUCAGCAUUGGUCAAAGCAUUUGUUACUGCUCCUCCAUAUGGACAGCGUAAGGGAUGGGUCCCUCGUUGUUCAGAAGAUUUCGGAGAUGGCGGAGCGUUCCCCGAAAUUCACGUGGCCCAGUAUCCGCUUGCCAUGGGAAUGAAGGGAAAAGAAACCACGAGUAAUGCUCUAGCGGUGCAACUCGAUGCUCAUGGAAAAGUAAAGUACGAUAUGAUCGCUAGGCAAGGGCAUUCUAAAGAUAAGAUUGUCUACAGCAAACUGAGCGAUUUAUUACCUUCAGAAAUAACGAACGAGGAGGAUCCUACUUUGCAACGCCCGGCCACGGAUGAGAUCGAUGAACUCACAGAAAAGACUAAAAAGGCGUUGGAGAAAAUAACGAGAUCGAAAAUUGCGGCAGCUAUGCCUGUGAGAUGCGCGGAGAAACAAGCGCCGGCUCAAUAUAUUCGUUACACACCAUCGCAACAAGGACAAUCGUUUAACUCUGGCGCCAAGCAGAGGGUUAUUAGAAUGGUAGAGGCUCAAAUCGAUCCUCUGGAACCACCGAAAUUCAAAAUAAAUAAGAAAAUACCAAGGGGUCCUCCAUCGCCUCCGGCGCCUGUUAUGCACUCGCCUACGAGAAAAGUUACGGUGAAGGAGCAAAAGGAAUGGAAAAUACCACCCUGUAUCAGUAAUUGGAAGAACGCUAAGGGUUACACGAUCCCGCUGGACAAACGUCUGGCUGCGGAUGGUCGCGGUUUGCAACAAGUUCACAUCAACGAGAACUUCGCCAAGCUGGCCGAGGCUCUUUACAUCGCGGACAGAAAGGCUCGCGAGGCGGUCGAAAUGCGAGCGCAGCUCGAGAAGAAAUUGGCCCAGAAAGAGAAAGAAAAGAAGGAGGAUCAUUUGAGACAACUCGCGCAGAAGGCUAGGGAGGAGCGUGCUGGUUUGAAGUCUUCCGCGGCAUUGGAUAAAUCGGAGGAUUCCCGAGAACGAGAUCAGCUCCGGCAGGAGAGGCACAAGGAUCGCGCUCGAGAGCGUAAUUUAGCACGAGCCGCGCCCGAUAAACGCUCCAGAUUGCAACGUGAACGUGAACGCGACAUCAGCGAGCAAAUCGCGCUUGGUUUGCCAGCGAAAAGCAUCCCCAGUGCUGGAGAGGCGCAGUUCGAUCAGCGAUUGUUCAACACAACCAAAGGAAUGGACAGUGGCUACGGGCACGAUGAUGAGUACAACGUUUACGAUAAACCAUGGAAAGAUUCUAAUUCCGUUGGCUCGCACAUAUACCGUCCUAGCAAGAAUAUUGACAAGGACACUUACGGCGACGAUCUAGAGAAGCUCGUUAAAACAAACAGAUUCGUUCCGGACAAAGAAUUCAGCGGGACCGACAGAUCUGCUAUGCGAUCUGGGCCAGUACAGUUUGAGAAGGACGAGGAGGAUCCUUUCGGUUUGGAUCAGUUCUUGAAACAAGCCAAACGCGCCAGCAGUUCUACCACGACUAACACAAAGCGCAAAGACGAACGCGAACAACGAAGAGACGAUCGCGACAAACGGAGGAAACAUUAAUUUUUCAGGUUGUUUAAUCGUUCUUAUUAUUUUAAAAUCGUUAUUCCCACCUUUAGAGUUCUUUUUCUAAACGUGCGUGUACUACACCGUUUAAGUUAGUGGAAAGUCGGGCGAAAUCGGAUUACGUUCGUUACGAUACGAUGACGCGUAAUUAAUCGUGCCGCCGUGAGUCAGAUUACAUUUUGUACAACUCCGAAUUAGCAAAAUUCAGUACUAAGAUAACGGAUGAAGUGCAAGGCGUAACUCGUUCCAAGUCGAUUUAGCGAAUUUAUCGAUUAUAUCGAUAAUUGUCGAAUGCAUCUAAAUAUCUCAGAAUCCGGAAAGAUUAUAUUCUUUUCUACUUCUUCGUACACUGUGCUACGCGAGUACGAGUUUUAUCUUUACAAAAAAAAAAAAUUGCAAAAUGUAUACAAAACAUUACUGAAUAUAUUAUUACACAAA
Molecule: messenger RNA, 2124 nt
Organism: Colletes gigas
Lineage: Eukaryota; Metazoa; Arthropoda; Insecta; Hymenoptera; Colletidae
Gene: Bx42
Product: puff-specific protein Bx42
Exons: 8
Coding region: 52-1683 (543 amino acids)
Biological process (GO): mRNA splicing, via spliceosome
Cellular component (GO): spliceosomal complex
Source: RefSeq, a predicted model, not a curated record